AUGGUCUGUGUCCUCCACAGUCGUCACGUGCCCUCCUCCUCCCCCUCAGACCUCCUCCCUCCCCCUCGGGGGGAGUCAAAGCCUCGCUCUCUGCGUUUCACUUGGAGCAUGAGGACCACCAGCUCCAUGGAGCCCAACCACAUCCUGCGAGAGAUCCGCAAAGUGCUGGACGCCAACAGCUGCGACUACGAGCAGCAGGAGAGCUUCUUGCUGCUGUGUGUGCACGGGGAGGCCCGGCCGGAGGGGGAGGCCACGGGGGAGGCUGCGGGGGAGGGACGAGCUGACCUGGUGCAGUGGGAGAUGGAGGUGUGUAAACUGCCACGACUGUCGCUCAACGGAGUCCGCUUCAAGAGGAUCUCAGGCUCCUCUAUCGCCUUCAAGAACAUAGCUUCUAAAGUGGCCAACGAGUUAAAACUAUGA
Messenger RNA from Knipowitschia caucasica, 420 nucleotides. The record is from the annotation of a GenBank genome assembly. NCBI's taxonomy places the organism in Eukaryota, Metazoa, Chordata, Actinopteri, Gobiiformes, Gobiidae.